GACGCCGUGUGGAGGGAGAGGGGACAGGUCUUCUCUGUCCUCACCAAGCUGGGCUCCUCCUGCCAACUGGUCCGCCCGCCUGACGAUAUCAAAUGCAGGUCAGCCAGUCAGUCAGUCAGUCGGUCGACAGCCAGCCAGUCAGCUAUUCAGUUAGUCAGCCAGCCAGCCAGUCAGCCAGCCAGUCAGCCAGCCAGUCAGCCAGUCAGUCAGUCAGUCAGUCAGUCAGUCAGUCAGUCGGUCGACAGCCAGCCAGCCAGCCAGCCAGUCAGCUAUUCAGUUAGUUAGCCAGUCAGUCAGCAAGUCAGUCAGUCAGUCAGUCAGUCAGUCAGUCAGUCAGUCAGCCAGUCAGCUAGCUAUUCAGUUAGUCAGUCAGUCAGUCAAGCCAGUCAGUUAGCCACCCAGCCAGCCAGUCAGUCACUCCCACUGUCAUUGAUAUGCAACUCCCUCUGUCUUAUGUCAGUAUACAGAUUCAUUAAGGUGACUUCAAAUCCAAUUGUAUUUGUCACUUGCUUGGUAAACAACAGGUGUAGCCUAACAGUAAAAUGCUGACUGACAGGCCCUUCUCAACAGUGCAGAGAGAUAAAUAAUAAUAAGAGGAAUAAAUACACAGUAAUGAUAACUAGGCUAUAUACACGGGGUACCAGUACCGAGUCCAUGUGCAGGGGUACGAGGACAUUGAGGUAGCUAUGUUCAUAUAGGUUAAAGUGACUAGGCAACAGGAUAGAUAAUAAACAGUAGCAGCAGCGUAUGUGAUGAGUUAAAAGAGUUAGUGCAAAAAGGGUCAAUGCAGAUAGUCCGGGUAGCUAUUUGGUUAACUAUUUAGCAGUCUUAUGGCUUGCGGGUAGAAGCUUUUCAGGGUGCUGUUGGUGCAUUGGUACCGCUUGCUGUGCGAUAGCAGAGAGAACAGUCUGUGACUUGGGUGGCUGGAGUCUUUGACAAUUUCUAGGGCCUUCCUGUGACACCGCCUGGUAUAGAGGUCCUGGAUGGCAGGAAGCUCGGCCCCAGUGAUGUACUGGGCCGUAGGCACUACCCUCUGUAGCGCCUUGCGGUCAGAUGCAGCCAGUCAGGAUGCUCUCAAUGGUGUAGCUGUAGAGCUUUUUGAGGAUCUGAGGGCCUAUGCCAAAUCUUUUCAGCCUCCUGAGGGGGAAGAGGCGUUGUCGUUCUUUCUUCAUGACUGUGUUGGUGUGUGUGGACCAUGUUAAUUCCUUAGUGAUGUGGACACCAAGGAACUUGAAGCUCUUGACCCGCUCCACUACAGCCCCGUCGAUUUGAAUGGGGGUGUGCUCGGCCCUCUGUUUCCUGUAGUCAACGAUCAGCUCCUUUGUGUUGCUGACGUUGAGGGAGAUUUUGUUGUCCUGAUACCACACUGCCAGGUCUCUGACCGCCUCCCUAUAGGCUGUCUCAUCGUCGUCGGUGAUCAGGCCUACCAUCGUCGUGUCGUCAGAAAACGUAAUGAUGGUGUUUGAGUCGUGCGCGGACACGCAGUCUUGGGUGAACAGGGAGUACAGGAGGGGAGUACAGUACCUGAAGGGCCCCUGUGUUGAGGGUCAGUGUGGUAGAUGUGUUGUUGCCUACCCUCACCACCUGGGGGCGGCCCGUCAAGAAGUCCAGGAUCCAGUUGCAGAGGGAGGUGUUCAGUCCCAGGGUCCUUAGCUUAGUGAUGAGCUUCGAGGGCACUAUGGUGUUGAACGCUGAGCUGUAGUCAAUGAACAGCAUUCUCACAUAGGUGUUCCUCUUGUCCAGGUGGGAGUGGGCAGUGUGGAGUGCAAUAGAGAUUGCAUCAUCUGUGGAUCUGUUGGGGCAGUAUGCGAAUUGGAGUGGGUCCAGGGUGUCUGGGAUGAUGUGAGCCAUGACCAGCCUUUCAAAGCAUUUCAUGUCUACAGAUGUGAGUGCUACGGGGCGAUAGUCAUGUAGACCGGUGUUCACCUUGGCGUUCUUGGGCACAAGGACUAUGGUGGUCUGCUUCAAACAUGUAGGUAUUACAGAAUGGGUCAGGGAGAGGUUGAACAUGUCAGUGAAGACAGUUGCCAGCUGGUCAGCAGGCUCUGAGUAUGUGUCCUGGUAAUCCGUCUGACCCUGCGGCCUUGUGAAUGUUAACCUGUUUAAAGGUCUUACACACAUCAGCUACAGAAAGACUUGAGGAAAGUGAAAAAACUUAACUUAACUAUUUUGCUGUUUUGGGUGAGGAAAAUGUAGCCCUAAAUGUUAACUGUCUUUUUGUCUCUCAGUCUGUUAGAGAUGAUGCUGGAGUCUUCUCUGUCAGACCUGAGGGACUCCCAGGGUGUGUUUCUGCCAUUCUUCCCCAGUCUGCUCCGCCUCCUCAGGCUGCUCCAGGACUUCCUCUUCUCAGAGGGAACAGACAACCAGGCACUGUGGAGCGAGAAGGUACAGUACUGCACCAUGGUCCAAACGUUGUCUGCAUCUCAAAUGGCACCAUAUUUCUAUGUAAUGCACUACUUUUGACCAGGACCCAUAGCGCUCUGGUCAAAAGUAGUGCACUAUGUAGGGAAUAGGGUGCCAUUUUGGAUGCAGACAAUAUCAACCAUGCACAAUUAUUUGGGAGUGUAAAAUCUGUGAUCUGGUGGUAUCCUUUUGCAUAGGGUUGACCUUUCUACCCAACACCUGAGAAAGAGAGACUAUGGAUAUGAGUAUGUGCCACUGAGAUGAGAGUUUGUCAGUGCAAACUGUCCACUAUAUAAACCAUAGGUUGAGGAUGUCUGCACUUGAUUGCAGGAAAUGAAUGCUCAACUCUUAGAUGUAAAGUCUCCUGUUUAGGGGACCUGCGUGUUUCUGGUACCGGUUCCGACUGACAUUUUCACUUAGAAAUCCAUCUGUGGACACCGUAGAUCGAAAUGGCUUGCAUUGAGCAUUAGCCCUGGUUCCCACGAACACAGUAGUAUAUUUUUUGCGCCUGUGUAACGUAGGAUGUGAAAUCUGAAACCACUUGAAGCUGGGAUGUCCCUCCUACCAUUUAAUCAGGAGGGUAGCUCUCCGGGAACAUGGACAAUAUUAAUAUGAGACGAAAAGCGAGUUCCUAACGAGUUCAGGAAGCCAAGCUAAAGCUCUGUUUGUCGUUCACAGCGAUGGGGGCAGAUGUUUUGAUCAAGAGAGACCUUUAGACAAUAUGCACAUUUUCUGUAACACUAAAAAUACAAAUAUGUGUAUUUUACAGUUGUAAGGAAGGUGAAAUCUUAUAGUUAGUGGUUUUAUAAUCUGAUUAUACUAUAUUUAGAAAGCAUAUAUGUAAUUUCAAGCCUUAUUCAUACAGUUCUGUUGAAUAAGAAAUGCGUCAUAAGCUUUUCAUAUUUUCAUAUUUGUAUCAUAUUUGUACUGUGUACUUGAGCUUGUGUCCUCGAAAGUGACUACACCUCAGCAAUGUAUAACUAUUUUUACCAGAAAGGUGAGAUUUUAACCUUUCUUGGAGUAUGCAGCAUUACUAGUUGUUGUUUAUGGUCCUCUCAUGAUAAAUAAUACAUUUUCGGGGAUUACGUAGAUUACAUUUUAGAUUACAUGCAGUUACAUGUAUUAAUGGUACAGCUACUUCCUGUUAUUGUGAAGGUAUGUGUGUUUAAUGUCAGUGGAUGUGUCUUGUCUUGCAUGUUUGCUUUAGCUUGGUUACUGUUUUGAAGGAUGUUCUAGCUAUAUCAUUAACCGUGUGGUAACAGGUCUUGACAGUUGAGUUAUCAUCUAUGUUCAUUGUUAUUUGUUUUUUCCACGUAUCUUCACUCAUGCCUACAUCAUUGCCCCUUGUGGGAAUUGAAUUGAAUUCAAAUGUAUUGUAGAUUGUUCACAGGUGUGUUGUCGUUGUAGAUCUUUGAGGGGGUGGUGAAUCUGCUGGACCGACUACAGGCCUGGCACAGCACCCCUGUUACCCCCGGGGUUGUGGAACUCAGAGAGAUGGCUCAGAUCGGCCUGCGCAUCAUCACCGGCUACAUCCAGCAACAGGACUCACAGGUCAGUCACCUAUGUUACGCUACGCCCACCUCCCUCUAACCAAACUGGACUGUCUCAAACUCUGGACUGCAUCCCAAAUGGCACCAUAUUCCCUAUAUAGUGUACUAGGUUUGACCAGGGCCCAUAGGCUGGAAUAGGGGGUGGAGUAGAGCCAUUUGGGACUCAAGUUCUUUCUCCAAACUACAUCCAUUGAGGGCAUUAGUCAAAGCGUGGGUUUGAAACUUUAAACUCCAAAUGUUGUGGGACCAAUCCCAAUGCUCUGUCUGUCAGUACACAUUUACUAUCAAAUAAAGGUUAGGUUUGAUAGACCUUUUGAGGGAAAGCGUAUUUACAAUACCAGUCCUUCUAUGGUUAUCUAUCAGUGCACAGAGACAUAGCUAGCAUUCCUCCCAGGGAGUGUUGUGUAUGAUGGGGCAGCUCCUCUCUGAGUUAUAACUACUGCUGAGCUGCGUCCCAAAUGGUACCCUAUUCCCUACCUAGUGCACUACUUUCUGGCCAAAGGUUGUGCACUAUGUAGGAAAUAGGGUGCCAUUUGGCACUCCGGACCUACUGUAGGAGUGUGGGAUCAAGUGGUCAUAAAUAAAUGGUCCAAAGUGUUCCUUUUAAGCGCUGGGAUUAAAAAUAUAUUUUUUUGAGGAAAAAACUUGAAUUGCUGUUGUGUGUUUUUGUUAGUAUUACUCCAGUACACCACUUCAAAAAUCAAUCAGCUGAGGAAUAAUACUAUUAGGUUUGUGUACUGAUGAAACAUUUACUGGGACUUCUGUUGAAUUUAAGACCUAUGAGAGUACUUUUGAAGUGGAGCAUAAUUUGCUUUUUGACCAAAGAAUUUCUCUCUCUCUCUCUCUCUCUCUCACGCUCUCUCUCUCUCUCUCUCGCUCGCUCGCUCGCUCGCUCACUCUCUCUCCUUCCUCUCUCUCCUUCCUUUCUUCCUCUCUCUCUCUCUCUCUCCCUCUCUCUCUAUCUCUCAUGCUCUCUCUCUCUCGCUCGCUCACUCUCUGUCCUCUCUCUCCUUCCUUCCUUCCUCUCUCUCUCUCUCUCUCUCGCUCGCUCGCUCGCUCGCUCUCUGUCCUCUCUCUCUCUCUCUCUCUCUCCUUCCUUCCUUCCUUCCUCUCCCUCUCUCUCUCUCUCUCUCUCUCUCCCUCUCUCUCUCCCCCCUCUCCCUAUCUCCCCAGGUGUCUGUAAUGGCCUGCGUUAAACUCCACAGCCUCCUGCAGACAGUUCUGUCUCUGGGCUGGGAUGAGGUGUGCUUCCUGCUGGGGCGACUCGGUGCCCCCCUGUGGCCCGGCGGGGUAAUGGAGGUACAUUUAUGUUUUACAUUUUGGUCAUUUAGCAUACCACCUUUAUCCAGAGCGGCUUAAAAUCAGUGCAUUCAACUAAGCUAGGUAAGACAACCACAUAACAUAGUCAUUGCAAUUAAAACUUUCCUUUAGCUAUUUGAUAAUUCAGUGCUAGUGUGAGACCUUUUAUUGUAAGAACAUAAUGGAAUUUGAGACUUAAUGGGACUUUUAUUUUGACAUCCAUUAUUCUGGUGUUUCCAUUCUUAUCACCGGCCUUUUACACUAGUAAAUUCAGACCAGUGUAAGAAAGACAAGUACAACAGUAAGGUGUUUUUUUGUUUUUUUUAAAGGCGGGCACCAACGGAGGGCACACAGAGACCUUUUCUCAGCUGGUGCCCAUCGUGCGUACCCUCCUGGACCAACACGCUGACCCCGUGACCCUGCACGGCCUGCUGCCCAGCCUGCCAGUCACCAACGGCAGCUCCACCUUCGCCCAGGACCUCCAGAGCUACUGCCAUACAGUAGAGUGGCUGGACUUCUGCCAACGCCAUGUCAGUACUACUCAACCUUCAUUUAUGUAUCUUCUUGUUUAUAUAGGCUGUGUCCCAAAUGGCAUUUCCCUAUACAGUGCACUACUUUUGACCAGGGCCUUAUAGACGGGUUGGUUGUUUAGCAACAAAACCAACGAGUGCGCAACUAUGGGGCAAAACAGACGGGCUUGGCUUAGAUUGUUGACAACAUAUUACAACUAUAUUUUGUCUCCAACGUUUAUUGAAGCUGAAUAUACAUUUGCACAAUGAGCACUUUUUAUUUCUAAAAUCCUUCGUUACAGUUGUUGGUUAGCUAGCUAGGGAAUUCGAGCUGUAUUAGCAUAGACGUGACAUCAGUCAAAACACCUCAAAACAAAACAAAACAUGGUAUCAAGAACAACAUAAAACUAUCUGAAACGAGCCACCUACGAUUCCCCCACAUGGCAGCUUCUUGUCAUUGUUGCUAGCCAUCGGACCAUCCAGAAUCACAACAUCACACGGCCUUCUGCCCCAUUUGAAGUGUGCACAUGGUUUUGGUGACGUUGUCAGCUAAGCCAUCUAUGGGGGUAUGAAGAGAAUAAGGUGUUAUUUGGGACCUGAUUUAUUUCACACGGACAAUGACUAAUAAUGGUAUUUUCUUAAGGAGUGGGUGAGUCCCACUACUUUCUUUAAUUGUUGAGUUUGUUUUAUUGAAGAGAUAGUAAACUGGUUGGAAAGACGGAGAAGGUUGAGUCAAAGGGCAGUGGGACGGAUUCGAACCCAUGCCGACUCUGGCAUACAUGUGUGCUGUAACGGCUGGACCACACAGGCCUCGGACAAUGCAUUAUAAUCAACGUCUCAGACAGUGCCGUAGUUAGCUGGACAGCUCAUUUUCCUCCGUAGUCCCUUGGUCGUCCCUGGACAGGCUAAAAACAUUAGCUUGUACACUUCUCUUCUUUAGUUCAGGAAACUGAACGGAUUCUGUAGGUGCUGCUACUGAAUGCGGUGUUGCUGUUUGUCUCUUGUCUCAGGCUAGUAUUUCUAGACCGGCUGAGGCAUCCUUCUUUCUGCCUCAGAGUGAAAACUAAACCAGGGACAGAUAAUCUGUCUGUUCAGUGUCAUCCGCAUUGUGUUCUCUGGUCCUCCUCUCACUAUUUACCUCCUAGUCUACACACUGGAGGUACGUGGAUGGAAGACCAGGACUUUUUUCCCAAGAGAGUGACUCCUCUCCCAGUUUAGAAAUGAGAACAGAAUCUGAAUGCUUACCUUUUCUUUACCGUGUGAAUGUAAUGGAAGAGAAGCCGCCUAGCAGACCAAGAGGUUUGAUGAUAUGAAGCCAAACAGACGUCUCCCCCUUAGUUCAGCUGAGGAUUUAUUAUGAAUGUGUGUGACAGUGUAUAAUCAUAAAUCUGUUUUGUUUAGAUCUCUUGUAUAUAGAAAUUACAGAAUAUAUUAGCAUGUCAUAGAUCUGGCAGUAGAGCCCAGUUUUGACUUAUGCUCCCAGUCUUUGAGCAACAGUGUGUGUGUGUGUGUGUGUGUGUGUGUGUGUGGGGUGUGUGGUUGGUGGUCUGUGUGUGUCUGUGUGUGUCUGUGUGUGUCUGUGUGUGUGUGUGUGUGUGUGUCUGUUCGUGCAUGCUCGUGUGCGUGUGCCCGUUUAUCAGCUUAUGUUAGCAUUAUGUCCAUAUAUAAUGUAUAGGUGGUAUAUAACAUUACUGUAUAUAAUGUGUGUAUGUAAUGUGUAGGUGGUAUAUAACAUUACUGUAUAUAAUGUGUGUAGUAAUGUAGUGUGGUGAUAACAUUACUGUAUAUAAUGUAUAGGUGGUAUAUAACAUUACUGUAUGUAAUGUAUAGGUGGUAUAUAACAUUACUGUAUGUAAUGUGUAGGUGGUAUAUAACAUUACUGUAUAUAAUGUGUGUAUGUAAUGUGUAGGUGGUAUAUAACAUUACUGUAUGUAAUGUAUAGGUGGUAUAUAAUAUUACUGUAUAUAAUGUAUAGGUGGUAUAUAACAUUACUGUAUAUAAUGUAUAGGUGGUAUAUAAUAUUACUGUAUAUAAUGUAUAGGUGUAUAUAACAUUACUGUAUAUAAUGUAUAGGUGGAUAUAACAUACUGUUAUAAUGUGUGUAGGUAAGGUAGGUGGUAUAUAACAUACUGUAUGUAAUGAUAGGUGGUAUAUAAUAUUAUGUAAUAUGUAUAGGUGGUAUAUAACAUUACUGUAUAUAAUGUAUAGGUGGUAUAUAAUAUUACUGUAUAUAAUGUAUAGGUGGUAUAUAAUAUUACUGUAUAUAAUGUAUAGGUGGUAUAUAACAUUACUGUAUAUAAUGUGUGUAUGUAAUGUGUAGGUGGUAUAUAACAUUACUGUAUAUAAUGUGUGUAUGUAAUGUAUAGGUGGUAUAUAACAUUACUGUAUAUAAUGUGUGUAUGUAAUGUAUAGGUGGUAUAUAACAUUACUGUAUAUAAUGUGUGUAUGUAAUGUGUAGGUGGAUAUAAACAUUACUGUAUUAACGUGUGUAUGUAAUGUGUAGGUGGUAUAUAACAUUACUGUAUAUAAUGUGUGUAUGUAAUGUGUAGGUGGUAUAUAACAUUACUGUAUAUAAUGUGUGUAUGUAAUGUGUAGGUGGUAUAUAACAUUACUGUAUAUAAUGUGUGUAUGUAAUGUGUAGGUGCAGCCCACCAUGGAGCAGUAUGAACUGGAUACGUUUGGCAAGAGUCAUGACCUCAUGUCUAACUUCUGGAACUCAUGCUUUGAUGACCUGAUGAGCACUGCCAUACAGCGGGACAAAGAGCGGGCCUACAGCAAAGACAAGUUCCAGGUAAAUGAUGCUAGUAGCAUUUGUCAUCCUCAGACAGACUCUUUGGUGGAACUCUUAUGAAGUCAUAGUACAGCCCACUGUUGUCCAUUAUGAAAUUACCUCUAUUAUGACAUCAAUAUCAAGUCAAUAUUAUGUGGCUUGAAACUUGUUUUAUUUAGCAUCUAGUUCUACUGUAUUCAUUCUAUUAUGGUGAUCUAGAGGUAUUUUGAGGCAGUGUAUUAUCAACCCAGUAGAACUUGGUUUGUGCUUGUAUUGCUGAUUGGUAACUAACCUACAGGUAUUUCUGUGUCUGCGUCUGUGUGUGUGUGUGUGGGGGGGGGGGGGGGGGGUCUCUGUGUGUGCUCAUAAAGGAGGUGAUAUUGGACCCGUACCUGAGGCGGGUACGCAGUGAAAACAGUCGUUACCACAGUGGUCAGAAACAGAGCUCCGGCCAGCAGGGGGUGGUGUGGCGCCACUGGAAGUCCCUCCGCAGGCUGCUCACAAGCGAGAGAGGGGCCUGGGCACACAGGUCUGACUCUAUCGUAUCUGUAUCUGUGGGUGCGUCCCAAAUGGCACCCUAUUCACUAGGUAGUGCACUACUUUUGACCAUGGGCCAAAAAUAAAUAAACAUGCUCACAUCACUUCCAUUGAUUUUUAGCUAGUGGUGGCUAAAGUUAGCUUAAGUUUGUAAUGGCUGUUUAAAGAAAACUGAACCCUGGAUUACAGUUUCUCCUGGCUCAUAGGUUACUUUCAAGGUGAGGAACCAUCUAACAUCAUGUGGCAAAAUAGUGAACAACUCCUUUAACCAUUAGGGGUUAAAGUGCAAAACUGACCCUAGAUCAACAUAUAAUGGAAGCUUUGCCCUAAACCGGAUGGACUCAACCACUAAUGUCACAUUGUAAGCUUUGUUGUGGUGCUUUGUGCCUGACCAGAAUCUACUGUGAUUUCUACCUCAGAGUCCCACUAGAGGUGAAAUGGAAGUUGUCCAGUGCGGAGACGUAUUCUAAGAUGCGUCUGAAACUGGUGCCCAACUACCACUAUGACACUCACCUGGAAGCCAGCGCCUCCAGAGACAAUAUGGGUAUGCCUUAUGAGAUGAGAAAUAUACAUCGCAUGCUAGGAGUUAAUGUGCUUGCCGUGUUAUGACGUUGUAGUCAUGUCUACAACAUUUCAGUAAAUUGCUUUCGUUGAGCAGAAGCAAGUUUCCAAACUUAAAUUGGUAGGUGUUCUGUUUUCGUGUGCAGGUUAGCUCAGGGCACUGCUGUGUUUUGAAGAUGUGUUUAAAAUCUGUGUUCAGGUAACAUUCGAUGACAUUAGAUUAGAAGACCUUUAUUUUAAGAUUGGAAAAUUUGUUUGGCAUUUUAAGCUUCACAACAUCAUAAAAAGUAAAUAAAUAAAAAUGUCAUCACGAAUAUCUGCUCAGGUAAUAUAGGUUUGUGAGAGUGUGUUCAGGUUCAGUAGAAAUGUAUUGUCUGUCUGCUUCUCUCCACAUCAGGAGCUGAUAGCCCUCGCAGUUCAGAACCCCUCCCAUUGGCUGUUGCCAAGGAGGCCAAAGUGAGUGACAUGGAGGACGACCAGUUAGGAGAAGAGGACAUUGUCUUUCUGGACAACAAGUGAGUGACUUGAUCUCCACCCCCUAUCCACUCCACAUAUCAAUCUCCGCACCUGAUUCAACUAGUAAAAUGAUCAGCAAGCCCUUGGUUAAUUGAAUCAGAAAUGCUAGUGGUGGAAUAUUCAUACCCUUGGUUAGUUGAAUCAGAAAUGCUAGUGGUGGAAUAUUCAUGCCCUUGGUUAGUUGAAUCAGAAAUGUUAGGUCUGGAAUAUUAAUGCCCUUGGUUAGUUGAAUCAGAAAUGCUAGUGGUGGAAUAUUAAUCUGAUACAACAAAUGUUUUGUCUAUCUGUUCGUCAGGGUGGAGGGGGAGGACGACAGUCAGAAGGAGAAGCUGGUUCUGUCGGAGGACUGUGAGCUCAUCACCAUCGUGGCGGUGGUUCCGGGUCGGCUGGAGGUCACCACACAUCACCUCUACUUCUACGACGCCAGCAGUGAGAAGGAGGAGACGGAAGAGGGUGAGGACUGAGACGUCUGGCAAUGGACACUAUGGGGCAGUUUCCCGGACACAGAUUAAACCUAGUCUGGGAUCGUAAAGCUAUAUCAAUGGAGAUUCUCCAUUCAGCAUGCUUUCUAGUCCAGGACUAGGCUUCAUCUGUCCAGAGGAUCGUAUUUGUGUGUGCAUCAUUCUCCAGUUACAUUAAAGAACAGUCACUGCUGACAUCAUGAUACAAUUUAAUCUGAAAGAGUUGUUGUUGACAAACGUCUUCUAUCCAGGAAUUGGGUUUGAUUUCAAGCGGCCCCUGUCUCAGCUGAGAGAGGUGCACCUGAGACGAUACAACCUGCGUCGCUCUGCUGUGGAGAUGUUCUUCAUCGACCAGUCACACUACUUCAUCAACUUCAAGAAGAAGGUGUGUCUUUAGUCUAACUGAUACAAUUCAAGGGCCUGCGGUCUUUGAAGGCUAAUGAGGGGAGGACGGCUCCUAGUAAUGGCUGGAAUGGAGGGAAUGUAUUGGUAUCAAACACAAAGAAACCAUGUCUUUGUGUCUGAUACCAUUCCAUUCAUUCCGUUUCCAGCCGAGCCCGUCCUCCGAUUUUAAAGGUGGCACCAGCCUCCACUGUCUUUGUACCACAGUGUUGACCCCAAUACCUGUGAAAGAUGUGGAAUUGUAUCAUUAUUUGACACCAAUGGUAAUGAUAAUGUGAAGUGAUUUGAAAAGGACCACUGUAAGAGACAUCUAUAACCUGUCCCCGACCCCCCAGGUGAGGAACAUGGUGUACUCUAGGAUCCUGGGGCUGCGGCCCCCCAACCUCUUCUAUUUCGGCUCCCGCUCUCCUCAGGAGCUCCUCAAGGCUUCUGGACUCACACAGGUACAGCUGAUAACUCUGACUGCAUCCCAAAUGACACCCUAUUCCCUAUAUAGUGCACUACUUUUGACCAGGGUCCAUAGGGCUGUGGUCAAAAGCAGUGCACUAUGUAGGAAAUAGGGUGCCAUUUGGGAUGCAACCGUGUGUUACAACCCGUGUGUUACAAUAGAAAACUAUAUUACCUCAGUAAUAUGUUAUUGAAUGAGUCUCAGAUGAUGAUGUGUCAGAAAUGUCUGCUAAACUAAGAGGAAGCUGCUGUUUGUGUGUGUCAUUAGAGAUGGGUAUGCAGAGAGAUUUCCAACUUUGAAUAUCUGAUGCAACUGAACACCAUCUCUGGACGUACCUACAACGACCUGUCUCAGUACCCUGUGGUAAGUCCCUGUCCAGUAAUCCAGUGAGUGAGGGAGGAAUGGAUGGAUGGAUGGAGGAACGAAUGAAUUAACGAAUGAAUGAAUGAACGAAGGAAUAAAUGAAUGAACGAAUGAAUGGACAGAAGAAUAAAUGAACGAAUGAAUCAUUGAAUCUAUGAAUGAAUGCAGGAACAAACGAACUAACAGCAUUUAUGCUGUAGUCCAGUGUAAUCUAAUGGUGUCCCUGUGUUGGGUUGUGUCCAGUUCCCAUGGGUGCUGAGUGACUACACCUCUCCAGUUCUGGACCUGGAGGACCCAGCCGUGUUCAGAGACCUGUCUAAACCCGUCGGAGUAGUCAACUCCCGCCACGCACAGAACGUCAGGGAGAAGUGAGUACUGCAGUAACCUCACACAGAGAAACCCAGAGCUCUGUCCCAGAUGCCACCCUAUUCCCUAUGUAUGUCACCAUUUUGAACCAGGGAAUAUGUGGCUCUGGUCAAAAGUAGUGCACUAUGUAGGGAAUAGGGUGCCAUUUGGGACGCAGACUAGAUCAUCUCCAGUUCUCUUAAAACACAAGCUUACCCUAUUAUAUCUGUUGUGUUAUCUGCAUUUAGUCUGGUUUAUUAUGACGAGUAUUAUACACAGUAUACAUGCUCCACAAAUACACUUUGUUACUGCAUGUGUUUAAUGUUUAAGUCAUUGUUAUUCCUAUUAAUGCAUGGCACCAUUUUCAUCAUCUUGUCUGAUCAGGUAUGAGAGCUUUGAGGACUCAACCGGCACGAUAGAUAAGUUCCACUAUGGAACACACUACUCUAACGCAGCAGGAGUCAUGCACUACAUGAUCCGUAUGGAACCCUUCACCACCCUCCACAUCCAGCUGCAGAGCGGCAGGUACAGUAACCCCAUCACCACCCUCCACAUCUUGCAGGGGGGCAGGGUACAGUAACCCCUUCACCACCCUCCACAUCUUGCAGGGGGGCAGGGUACAGUAACCCCUUCACCACCCUCCACAUCUUGCAGAGUGGCAGGUACAGUAACCCCUUCACCACCCUCCACAUCUUGCAGGGCGGCAGGUACAGUAACCCCAUCACCACCCUCCACAUCUUGCAGGGGGGCAGGGUACAGUAACCCCUUCACCACCCUCCACAUCUUGCAGGGGGGCAGGUACAGUAACCCCUUCACCACCCUCCACAUCUUGCAGGGGGGCAGGUACAGUAACCCCUUCACCACCCUCCACAUCUUGCAGGGGGGCAGGGUACAGUAACCCCUUCACCACCCUCCACAUCUUGCAGGGCGUGUGUGGAUGUGGGUGUAUAUUGGGUUGUGUGAAGACACGAGUGUGUAUCAGGGUGCAUGGAGCUGUGGAAGGGAGUGUGGUAGUGUUUGAAGUUGUAUGAGGAUGUAAAGUAUUAAUCUAACACUUCAAGGUGUGUGUGUGACUGUUCCAUUUGAACAGUGUGCUUCCUGGCUGUGUGUGUUGCAGGUUUGACUGUGCAGACCGUCAGUUCCACUCUGUAGCAGCAGCCUGGCAGGCUCGCAUGGAGAGCCCCGCUGACGUCAAAGAGCUCAUCCCUGAGUUCUUCUACUUUCCAGAGUUCCUGCAGAACAUCAACGGUGAGUAGCACUCCCUUCACGUGAGGAAGACUAAGCCUGUGUUCCCUUCACGUGAGGAAGACUAAGGCUGUGUUCCCUUCACAUGAGGAAGACUAAGGCUGUGUUCCCUUCACAUGAGGAAGACUAAGGCUGUGUUCCCUUCACAUGAGGAAGACUAAGGCUGUGUUCCCUUCACAUGAGGAAGGCUGUGUUAGCGAACUCACUCUGGAGUGUCACUCUGGGCAUUCGUAAAAUUCAGAACAUUGUCAGAUUGUCCGUUCGUAAAUUCAGAGCGUAUUGCUCUCGGAUUCAUCAAUUAACUAAUCAAUUAUUCUGCUCUGGCACUCUCAAACCAGAGUGCUCUAAAAUCUAAGUAGAUUUCCAGAGUGAAUUUACGAAAGCACCCUAAGUGGAAUGCAACGAUUUAUGUUAAUUCCUAUUCACAAGGCAUUUGUUACACAAUAUAUAAACACAACAUAAAUAUGGCCUAUCAUAGUGUUUUCAUACAGCCUCGUAUCCUACCAAAUGUUGGAUACUCUGUUUAUGUAGCUGAGGAAGGUUUGACUGUCUCUGUGUCUGUUUACUGCAGGGUUUGACCUGGGCAGUCUGCAGAUGACCCAGGACAAUGUGACUGAUGUUCUGUUACCACAAUGGGCCUUGUCUAGAGAAGACUUCAUCAGGAAACACAGGAAGGCUCUGGUGAGGCCUCCCGCCUGGAAAAAAUUUUUUGGCAAACACUGGUGCAACCCCCACAGCCAUGCUGCACUCUCUGAUUGGACACAUUUUAAUCAAGUAAUCAAAUACAUUUCCUUUUACAAAUGCAUUUGUCCCAAUAUUGUGUAGGAGUGUGAGCAUGUGUCCUCUCACCUCCAUGAGUGGAUUGACCUGAUCUUUGGCUGCAAGCAGAGAGGGGAGAAGGCUGUGGAGGCUCUCAAUGUCUUCUACUACUGUACCUAUGAAGGUAAGGAGAAUGGCACUUCUAUUCCCUAGAUAGUUCACUACUUUUGACCAAAGCCCUAUGGGUCCUAGUCAAAAGUACUGCACUAUAUAUAGGGAAAAGGGUACAAUUUGAGACUCACAACAUCUCCCAAUGUGAUAUGAGGAAUAGGCUUCCCUCCAUCCUCACUCAGACCCUACGAUGUAUACCAGGUACAUUUCCAUAUCAGAGUUGCACAAUAGAGUUCUGUUAUGUUCUGUUCUGUUCUGUUCUAUUCCGUUCUGUUGUGUUCUAUUCUGUUACGUUCUGUUCUGUUACGUUCUGUUCGAUUCCGUUCUGUUGUGUUGUGUUCUAUUUGAUUCUGUUCUGUUAUUUUGUGUAGGUGCGGUGGAUCUGGACGCCAUAGCCAAUGAGACGGAGCGCAAGGCCCUGGAGGGCAUCAUCAGUAACUUUGGACAGACGCCCUGUCAACUACUCAAGGUGUGUGUGUGUGUGUGUGUGUAUGUCAAGGUCUGACCCCUGUCACAUUGAAUUUACAGUCCUGCUUGAUUUGUUAAACACUCCCUCAAUUUAUAGUCUCCCUCCAUAAGCCAGAGGGAAUAGUUGUAUUGAGUCUGGAGAGUAGAGUAUGUAUGGCUCCUGCUGUCUGCCAGUGUGUGUGUGUGUGUGUGUGUGUGUGUGUGUGUGUGUGUGUGUGUGUGUGUGUGUGUGUGUUUGACUGAAUGACACGGUUUAUCAGUCUGUGAAUCUGACUGUCUGUAGCUCCCUGACUGUGUGUCUGUAGCUAGCUCUCUGGGUGUCUGUAGCUAGCUCUCUGGGUGUCUGUAGCUAGCUCUCUGACUGUAUGUAGCUAGCUCUCUGACUGUCUGUAGCUAGCUCUCUGUGUGUCUGUAGCUAGCUCUCUGACUGUCUGUAGCUAGCUCUCUGACUGUCUGUAGCUAGCUCUCUGACUGUCUGUAGCUAGCUCUCUGACUGUCUGUAGCUAGCUCUCUGACUGUCUGUAGCUAGCUCUCUGACUGUCUGUAGCUAGCUCUCUGGGUGUCUGUAGCUAGCUCUGACUGUCUGUAGCUAGCUCUCUGGCUGUCAGUAGCUAGCUCUCUGGGUGUCUGUAGCUAGCUCUCUGGGUGUCUGUAGCUAGCUCUCUGGGUGUCUGUAGCUGUCUGUAGCUAGCUCUCUGGGUGUCUGUAGCUGUCUGUAGCUAGAUCUCUGGGUGUCUGUAGCUGUAUGUAGCUAGGUCUCUGGCUGUCUGUAGCUAGCUCUCUGGGUGUCUGUAGCUAGCUCUCUGGGUGUCUGUAGCUAGCUCUCUGGGUGUAUGUAGCUAGCUCUCUGGCUGUCUGUAGCUAGCUCUCUGGGUGUCUGUAGCUAGCUCUCUGGCUGUCUGUAGCUAGCUCUCUGGCUGUCUGUAGCUAGCUCUCUGGGUGUCUGUAGCUGUCUGUAGGUGUCUGUAGCUAGCUCUAUGGGUGUCUGUAGCUAGCUCUCUGGGUGUCUGUAGCUAGCUCUCUGGCUGUCUGUAGCUAGCUCUCUGGCUGUCUGUAGCUAGCUCUCUGGCUGACUGUAGCUGUCUGUAGCUAGCUCUCUGGGUGUCUGUAGCUAGCUCUCUGGGUGUCUAUAGCUGUCUGUAGCUAGCUCUCUGGCUGUCUGUAGCUAGCUCUCUGGGUGUCUUGUAGCUAGCUCUCUGGCUGUCUGUAGCUAGGUCUCUGGGUGUCUUGUAGCUAGCUGUCUGUAGCUGUCUGUAGCUAGCUCUCUGGCUGUCUGUAGCUAGCUCUCUGGGUGUCUUGUAGCUAGCUCUCUGGCUGUCUGUAGCUGUCUGUAGCUAGCUCUCUGGCUGUCUGUAGCUGUCUGUAGCUAGCUCUCUGGCUGUCUGUAGCUAGCUCUCUGGCUGUCUGUAGCUGUCUGUAGCUAGCUCUCUGGCUGUCUGUAGCUAGCUCUCUGGGUUUCUAGCUGUCUUAGUUGUCUGUAGCUAGUAUCUCAGUGGGACAUUGUGACUGACUCAGUGUGCCCUGUCUCUCUCUCCCUCUUGUUAGGAGCCACACCCCCCUCGUAUGUCAUCAGAGAGUGCCUCUAGGAGGCAGGCCCGCAUGGACACUCUACCCCCCAACCUGUUUGAACAGCUCGACAAACUACGCCCUUUUAUGGAGGUAGAGAGGAAUCCUUCUCCUAUAUUUCAUCAGAAUCAUAAAGUUUCUCUAGUAGUCUAUAUCAUUGCCCCUACAUUUAAUAUUACAAUAGCCACUUCAGUAUUCAAAAUUGGAUUGUGUGUGUGUGUGUGUGUGUGUGUGUGUGUGUGUGUGUGUGUGUGUGUGUGUGUGUGUGUGUGUGUGUGUGUGUGUGUGUGUGUGUGUGUGUGUGUGUGUGUGUGUGUGUGUGUGUGUGUGUGUGUGUGUGUGUGUGUGUGUGUGCCUAGGUGGUGUGUGAUGGGCGGCCUCUGGUCCAGGCGGUGGUUCCCAGGAACCAGAACCGCUCCUUUAUCAUCCAGGGCUCUGACGUACUGGUGAGAACACAAUCACAGACACACAGAGACACACUAGAGAAGGGACACACUGAUACCUCACUGACACCAGCCUCUCAUACACUCAACACAGCUACAUCAAACAACACAUUCACACACAAUAAGGUGUGCUAAAGGCAUUUCACCUUUCUGCUUGGUUGAAGGGGUACAGAGGUUCAGCAUAGGGUUGCAAAAUUCCACUAACUUUCCAAGGUUAACCAGAAAUCCCAGUCGGUAGAUUCCUGGAAUGAGGAGGAAAUAAGCUGUAAGUCUGGGAAUGCUGCUACCAGGACUUCUGGAAAACCUGGGGAUUUUGGGGAAAGUUACCAGAAUUGUUCAACCCUAGUGCAUUAUGGGGCUUCUUUUGACUGUCCCCCCCCUCCCCCUCUGUUCCCUUCCUUCCCUGUAGGUGACAGUGAGUUCUAACGGUCUGAUUGGGACCCACAGCUGGCUGCCUUACGAUAAGAACAUCGCCAACUACUUUACCUUCACCAAGGACCCCACCGUGGCCAAUCCCAAGUAAGUUAAUGGCCCUACAGAAUGCCUGUCAAGAAAUGACAGAUGUAAAUCCCACUCUAAACACAGAGAGAAGGAUAAGGAGGAACCCCAACACAGCGUCCCAAAUGGCACCCUAUUCCCUAUAUAGUGCCCUACAGGACCCUAUGGGCUCUGGUCAAAAGGAGUGGGCUAAAUAGGGAACAGUGUGCCAUUUGGGACUCCGGCUGUGUAGUGUGUCGCCAGCCCAUCUGGUCCCCAGCUCAGCUGCUUGGUUUUAUUAAUGUGACUCCAAAUCAGAAGUUUGAAUUGAUGGAGAAGUCUGUUUGUGUUUUAUGGGACUGGAGCGUUAGAACUACAGUGGACGUAUAAACAUGUAUCUUAUUGGGAUUAGUCUGAAUGGGAAACACUUGAGUUACUUUUCAUUGGUAAACAACAUCUUUCUGCUAGAAAAUGUUAAAGGACAAAUCACCAUUUGUUAAUAUUAACAUGGCACAACUAUAUAAACAUAUUGGUUUCAACAACCUCUCUUCCUUCAGUUAAAGGCCCGUUAUUGUAAAUUAUUACUAGGUUUACUCAACUCCCACCUCCUCUCUUAACUCUCUCCUCUCUUAACUCUCUCCUCCCCCUCCUCUUACAUUUCUUCCUUUCUCCCUCUCUUCCUACCAUCCCUCCCUCCCUCCUGCAGAACCCAGCGGUUCCUGAGUGGUCUCUUAUUCCCAGGGGUAGAGCUCAGUACUCAGGUGUUGGUGGUGUCUAACGAUGGCCGUCUGCUGUUCAGUGGAGGACACUGGGACUGCAGCCUCCGAGUCACCCAUCUGGGAAAGGGCAAACUGGUGGGCAAGAUCUGCCGACACAUCGGUGAGCUAGGGAGGAUGGGGGACGGGGAGGGAGGACGGGAGGAUGGGGGGAGGGAGGAUGGGGAGGGAGGGGGGAGGGAGGAUGGGGAGGGAGGACGGACGGGGAGGGAGGGAGGGAGGACGGGGGAGACCAUGUAUCACGUUUGUCAGAGUAAGAGUGCUGAUUUAGGAUCAGUUUGACCUUUUAGAUCAAAAUCAGUAUGGUUACAGGGGGGGAUCUGAUUCUAGAUCAGCCCCCAAAGAGAUGACAUAGUUCUAUUGUAUUCUGUUGGCCAGAUAGAGAUGAGAGUUACUGUCUGUUCUGUCUGUCCUAUCUUUCCUGUCUGUCCUGUAGACCUGCUAACAUGUCUGAUAGUGAUGAGAGUGUCCUGUCUGUCCCGUAGACCUGGUAACAUGUCUGAUAGUGAUGAGAGUGUCCUGUCUGUCCCGUAGACCUGGUAACAUGUCUGAUAGUGAUGAGUGUCCUGUCUGUCCUGUAGACCUGGUAACAUGUCUGAUAGUGAUGAGAGUGUCCUGUCUGUCCUGUAGACCUGGUAACAUGUCUGAUAGUGAUGAGAGUGUCCUGUCUGUCCUGUAGACCUGCUAACAUGUCUGAUAGUAAUGAGUGUCCUGUCUGUCCUGUAGAUGUGGUGACUUGUCUGGCUCUGGACCUCUGUGGUAUCUACCUCAUCUCUGGUUCCAGGGAUACAUCCUGUAUCGUGUGGCAGGUUCUACAGCAGGUAAGACUUUCCUCUUCCACAAUCGCGAGUCUUAGAAAAUCAGUAGCACUAGUAGAAUAAGCAGCAUAGAAAUGAUCUUGUAAUUAUCUUCAUAUUUGUACUUUCUCUAUAAAAUGGUCUUCUGAUGGAGAGUCAAAAAGGUUUAAUCUCUCUCUCUCCAUCCCCUCCUCUCCCCUCUCCCAGGGUGGGUUCUCCAGUGGUCUCUCUCCUCGUCCAGUGCAGGUCCUCUGUGGACACGACCAGGAGGUCACCUGUGUGGCAAUCAGCACCGAGCUGGACAUGGCUGUCUCUGGGUCAAAGGUGAGAGGUCAGGGGUCAGAGAUGGUGUGUUAAAGGGGAAUCUGUGAUUUGAGAGAGCCCUUCAAUCCAGUUUGAGUGAAAUGAUCCAGGGUGUAGACUGUCACAUUUGGUUUCUUACUCUCUCUCCCCUCCCCCUCUCUCUCUCUUGCCCCCCUCUCUCUCUUUCCCCCUCUCUCUCUCUCUCUCCCCCCCCCUCUCUCCCCUCUCUCUCUCUCAGGAUGGUACUCUGAUAAUCCACAGUGUACGUCGUGGCCAGUUCCUUCGUACCCUGCGUCCACCCGGUGAGAGCUGCCUGCCUGCCCGGGUCACUGAGCUGCAGGUGGGCAUGGAGGGGCACAUCGUGGCACAGACCGCCCUGGAGGGACUCACUGCUGGGAAGGUACGGAACACACACACGCAUUCAUUUACAUGCACACAAGCACACACACACACUCAACCAUAUUUAUAUUUAAUUUAAUUGGAUCUCUCUCAAUAAUCCCCUCUUCCCUCUCUUUGUGUGUCUCUCUUCUCUCUCUCUCUCUCUAUCUCUCUCUCUCUCUGUCCUGUAUUAAAGGAGAAGUACUCCCUCCAUGUUUACUCUGUGAACGGCUGUCUGCUGUCGUCUGUCAGCCUGGAGGAACAGGUGACAGCUCUCUACCUGGUCCCUGAUUACAUCAUCCUGGGAACCCAGCAGGGAAACCUACACAUCAGACACCUGCACAGGUGAGACAUGCAACACAGUGUGUAUGGCCAUCAUCAGUAAUACACUUCAAUUAGACUACACCACCUUCCAUAACAUUGUGUGUGUGUGUGUGUGUGUGUGUGUCAGUCUGGUGCUGGCUGUGUCUCCCCUGGCGUUGAAGGUGGCUGUGAGGAGUGUGUCGGUGACCAAAGAGAGCAGCCACAUCCUGGUGGGCCUGGAGGAUGGAAAGCUCAUCGUGGUGGGGGCCGGGAAACCAGAGGAGGUAACGUCUGCAUCCCAAAUGGCACCCUAUUCCAUAAAGCAAUUGCACCUAAUUUUCUAUCCCAUAUGUAUUUCAUGUUAGAUGAUAACAAGGAUCUUUAGUUCAAUAACAUCCCUGAUAGUUACAUUCCCCUAGUUUCAACACAUGCUCAGUCAGUGCUCAGAGACCUGUUGCUCUCUCUCUCUCUCUCCUCUCGCUCUCCUCCUCCCUCCAUCCUCCCCUCCUCCUCGCUCCCCCCUGCCUCUCUCUCUCCUCUUCCUAGGCUCUCUCUCUCUCUCUCUCUCUCUCUCUCUCUCUCUCUCUCUCCCUAGGUGCGCUCGGGUCAGUUCUCCCGUCGGCUGUGGGGCUCAACACGCAGGAUCUCUCAGGUUUCCUCAGGAGAGACAGAAUACAACCCCACUGAUACUUCUGGGAAGUGAGGGUCGCCAUGAAAACAUACAGAAGGCAAUAUUAUCGUAGUAUAUUAGGUUCUCCCGAGGCUUGGUUGAUGGCUGGCACCCAAUUCCUAUAUAGUGCCUAUUGGGUUCUGGUCACAAGUAGUGCACUAUAUAGGGAAUAGGUUGCCACUUGGGACACAGACCUUUUUUUGGGACACAUACCUUUUUUUAUCCGCCAGCAGUGGAUUUGCUGGAUCAGAAUGAAGGGAGUAGAGACCCUGGAUGUUGGUGUCAGAAAGCCCACCCAGAACUUUACUGGACUGACUGACCGUUAAAUGGACUGUAAUCUCUAGCCUCCCCAACCUCUAUGGGUCCAAACCUCUAUGGGUUCAAGCCACUGAGCUCUCCGAGAGACACACGAUUAAACCAAGGCUUUUUUUUUUCUACACAAGGGAAAAUAAAGUAUUUCUUUAUUUAGGUGGUUUUAUACUCUGUUUUUAAAAAGGCAUCAUUCCAAAGAUUACUUGUGUUUUGUAGACAAGAGAGGAGACCUUGUUUUUAUGUGGUUCCCGACCCCUUUUACUGGGUUGUUCCAAGGCCAGUUGUGUGGCAAUGGCACCUUGUCUAAAAGUCCUAGAAACUUGAAAACUAUAAACGUUGCAAGAGAUUCCCAUGGUGAAGUACCAGUGGAUCCCACUAGAGGGCUGGAUUUCUCUCUCUACAUGUGUGCUGGAAAUAGAAAAGCAUUAACUGUUUGGAACGGUCCAGACCAGUGUUUCCCAACCCUGGUCCUCCAGUACCCCCAACAGUACACAUUUAUAUUGUAACCCUGGAAAAGCACAGCUAAUUCAACUAGUCAACUAAUCAUAAAGUCCUCAAUGAGCUGAAUGAGGUGUGUUUGUCCAGGGCUACAACGAAAAUGUGUACUACUGGAGGACCAGGGUUGGGAAACACUGGUCCGGACAGUAUGUGUGGUUUGUAUUGUCAUAUUGUCACAUGAUGGAUGGUGACGUUCACAACAAAUGAAUCACUGUUGCCUUAAAUAGGAGAGAAGAGAUCACUGUUUUAUUACGGUAAAUAGCAUCUGAAUGCAGAUCAUAUUACUGGUUUAGAUUAUUGGUUUGAUUGGUUUUGUUUGUUCCUGAUGUAUUGCCUGUGUUGCAUUUAUUGAUGACUCAUUUAGUUUGUCAGUGACCUUCAUCUUCACUCCUUACACAGAUACUAUUUUCCAGCAGAGAAUACCUUAUUAUAACCUGUUCUUAUUGUUGAAAACUGUUGUAACUGAAAAGUGCCUUUCAUCUUUUCCCUCGAACACUGAUUUGCACAAGAUGAGAUGAUCCCAUCUUAUUUUUCAGUCUCUCCAUCUGCCUGCCAGCUUUUCCCCUGCGUUCCCCUCCCCUCCUCCUCCUGCUCUGUCCAUCACUUUUACUUCUGUAGUAGGCUGGUGUUUUACAGUUGCUCCAGUCUUCAUAAGGAACCUACGUCCUCCACACCAAAUCACUUGUAACUAACAGCUCAUAUUGUUAGGACACUGUUAGACAGAAAGCUGUUAAAGUGUCCUCAUCUGUCAGGGCUAGGCUAUUUAACCUUUUACACUGCUAUUAUCUUAUUAUUUUCUGAAGCACUGAACCCUUUUGAACCAGAGAUGGUAUGUGUCCCAAAUGGUACCCUUUUCCCUAUAUAGUGCACUACUUUUGAUCAGGGCUCUGGUCAAAAGUACUGCAGUAUAUAGGGAAUAGGGUACGAUUUGAAACGCUGUCGUGGUGUCUGUAGAACACAUGGGUGGAAAGACAGAUUGGGCUCCCAACGAGCCAGUAGAGGAAUGUACUUCCUGUGAAAACCCCCCCUCCCUUGUUGCGGCUGGGUUGGAGAGAGUCUAUUGUUAUGCACUGUCAUGAUGGGAUGGGAGAGACGCAAAGGGGGCGUCCCAAAUGGCACCAUGUGUAGUGCACUACUUUUGACCAGGGCCCAUAUAUGGUGGCAUUUGGGACUCACAAACAAAGACAAAGGGAACCGUUGGGAAAAUGCAAUGGCAACAAAAUGGCACGUACCGGCUAACGUCUCUAGUCUCUACUAACAGAGAGUGAGAAAAAAUAGAGAAUAUUGCUGUAAUCUUUUCCACCAGCUGGCUCUCUCAGUAGCACUUGAGCCUGGGAAUGAGGUUAAUGUUGCUGUAACUUUUGAUGGUUGUUUUAUAGCGUGUUGCUAUACUAUGUGUUUAAAAGGUCAAGGGUCACAAUAUAUGGUAAUGUGUUAUUACAUGUUUCUUUUAAUGAUCUGGCUGUGAUGUUGAUAGAGUUUCUUUUUUUCUUUUUUUUUAAAGGUAUGCCUGAAAUGCCUGCAGAAAUUAGAAGUGUCUGUUUGCUUUGUCUAUUGUCAAUCGUGUCUCUAUUGGCCCUGGUCCAAAGUAGGGCACUAUAGAGGGAAUAGGACCUAUGGGAUUCUGACUUGUUUUCAUAAUCAGUUCAUUCGCUUUUCUUCUCCUGACUGAUCUCUCAUCAGACCUGCGUUCAAAUACUAUGCAGAAUAAUAAAACAAAAAUACGUUAUCUGAGCUUCAUUGAGCAUGCCUGGUUUAAUGGACCAAUAAAAUUGUCCCAAAACGGGAAAAACCCUGUCCGUCUGACAUUCUUGGCAGGCUAGAGCAAACGCUCAAAAUAUUUGAAAGAUUAAAAGUAGUAUUUGAACCCAGGUCUGUGUCCCAUACCACAGUCCCUGAUCCCCAGGACACUAUUGCUGUAUAAAGAGCUCCAGGUAGAAGUUGCCCCUAGACACUGAUCUAGGAUCAGAUUCCCCCCCAGAUCCUAACCUUAACUGUUAAUGGGGAAAAUUAAAAAUGUAUCUAAAGGCUUCAGCAAGGCCUGGCCGAAGUCGGCUAGCCGAACCGAACGAGCAUCCUCGCAUAUGCCCUUAAAAGACCUUCGCUUGAAAAACCAGAAUAAUGCAGCAAUAGUACUGUUUGUCCAUUUUGAGAUGCCGUAGUCCGUAUACACUUCCUCAAAAUAGUCUGAAUUAAUCUAAGAUAACUCAAGAAAUCUGUCAUUAAUUUUUACGUUUUUGCCGAGGAGAUCUUAGUUAGUCAUGCAAUUUUACAGUGGUGGAAAAAGUACUCAAUUGUCAUACUUGAGUAAAAGUAAAGAUAUCAUAAUAGAAAAUGACUCAAGUAAAAGUGAAUGUCACCCAGUAAAACCCUACUUGAGUAAAAGUCUAAAAAUAUUUGGUUUGAAAUAUACUUAAGAAUCAAAAGUAAAUGUAAUUGCUAAAAUAUACUUAAGUAUCAAAAGUAAAAGUCAAAAUCAUUUCAAAUUCCUUAUAUUAAGCAAACCAGACGGCACAAUUUUCUUGUCGUUUUAAUUAACGGAUAGCCAGGGGCACACUCCAACACUCAGACAUCAUUUACAAACGACGCAUUUCUGUUUAGUUAGUUCGCCAGAUCAGAGGCAGUAGGAGGACCUGGGAUGACCAUUUUCCUGUCCUGCUAAGCAUUCAAAAUGUAACGAGUAGUUUUUGGUGUCAGGGAAAAUGUAUGUAAUAAAAAGUAUAUUAUUUUCUUUUAGGAAUGUAGUGAAGUAAAAGUAGUCAAAAAUAUAAAUAGUAAAGUAAAGUACAAAUACCCCCCAAAACGACUUAAGCAGUACUUGAAAUAGUUUUUACUAAAGUACUUUACACCACUGCAAUUUAACGUCUAAGAUGUUUGGUGCAGUAUUUCUCAAUGAAAACAUGUGCAUGAAAAUGAGUCGUUUCACAUUGAAUGACAACAAAGACUUUAUAGAGCCUCACAGUGGAGGUGUCAUAAUACCCAGAAAACCUAGCGGUCAAACAGGGAAAUGGUUCCAAUCGUUUUUCCACCAUGACAUAGGGGAUUUUAGAAACACUUAAAAUAAGGGCUGUGUUUCGUGUAGGCUAACCCUGGCGGGAUGUUUUGAUAACCAUGUAAAUCUCUCUCGGACAAGGUGACUAUUUACUCUCAGAUUCUAAAAUGCUAAUUUGCAUCAAAGUAGACAUCAUGCAAGACUACAAAUCCCUGCAAGCUCCUGCACGUCAUCUCUAGCUGACACCUUUGCUAACAGGUAUUGUGUCAAUUUAAAACUUGCGCAAGACCGUUCACUGAAUAUUCCAUUUUAUUCAUUAGUACAUUUAGCUAACAUUAGAUAGUUAAUCCAGAGAUUCUUACCUUUGCCUCGAUUCGGCAGUUUCCCACGGGGGGGCCAGUAUGAAAAAAUAUAUAUAAUAAUAAUGUAUGCACUCACUAACUGUAAGUCGCUCUGGAUAAGAGCGUCUGCUAAAUGACUAAAAUGUAAAUGUAAAAAUCAUCAUGGCAUUUGUAGUUCUUUAUGAUAGCCUAAUUAGCAUAAUUUUUUGGGGGGGUAAAUCACCUUGAUAAAAGUAAACUUGUCCUAGAGAGAUUUGCACGGUUAUCAAAACGUCAUGCCAGGGUAAACCUACACAAAACACAGCCCUUAUUUUAAGUGUUUAAAAAAAAAAACAAUGGGAAAAAUGAAUGGUGGAAAAACAAUUGGAAACCAUUUUCCUGUUUGACCGCUAGGUUUUAUGGGUAUUAUGACUCAUACUGUGGUACUCUAUUGAAGAAUCCCUACUGCUGACCAAUCACAGACGAAGGGGUGUAGAUUUUGGCUCCAAACUUCGGCUUGACUCCAGAAAAUGUUUUGUUUGCCUGAAAAGCCGAAAAAGAACCUCACCGAAGUCCAAAACAAACAAAAAACAUCACAAAUAAUACAGUAUAUAUAACACUGCCAAACUGUUUUGGCUGGGAAGCAUGCGGACGCCUUAAGAUCAGCGUCUGGGGCAACUUCACCCUACUCCAUGUUUACGUCCCUAAUGGCACCCUAUUCCCUACAUAGUGCACUACUUUGGGCCCUGGUCAAAAGUAGUGCACUACAUAGGGAAUAGGGUGGCAUUUGGGAUGCAUCCCAUAUAAAUACUGUACAUAUCUGAGAGAGACUAAAAAAGUGUGCUCAUUUGCACCCAGCACAAUCCCAACUGAAGCCUGAUGUGAGGUGAUGUGAGGGCGGGCCUGUCUUGGUUUGGACCUGUUCUACUGCUUCUGAACUACUGUUUUGGUGUCUCUAAUGUUCUUCUAAGAUGUUGAAAUAACAAGCUUUUCUAAUCAAACCGCUUGUCUGUCAUGUGUCACUUUUCCAUAAGCACACAGCUCACGUCCUCAAGAUGAUUAUCUGUGAGAUUAUCAUUUACUCCAGUGUGAUGAUCCUCAAAAGCAAUCAAUCAAAUGUAUUUAUAAAGCCCUUUUUUACAUCAGCAGAUGUCACAAAGUGCUAUACAAACCCAGCCUAAAACCCCAAACAGCAAGCAAGGCCGUGCCGAUCUGAUGUUACUUCUUCAACUCAGCCCAUCUUGUUGUCAAUUUAAUUUAAUUUUUUUAUUUUACCUUUAUUUAACUAGGCAAGUCAGUUAAGAACAAAUUCUUAUUUACAAUGACGGCCUACACCGGCCAAACAUGCUGGGCCAAUUGUGCGCCGCCCUAUGGGACUCCCAAUCACGGCCGGUUGUGAUACAGCCUGGAAUCGAACCAGGGGGGUCUGUAGUGACGCCUCAAGCACUGAGAUGCAGUGCCUUAGACCACUGCGCCACUCGGGAGCCCAGAGGAUCAUUCAUGUAUUCCUUCACUCAGAGAGGGAGAGACUCUGCUUAUUCUACCACUUAUCUCAACUGUUUUUCUCUUGUAGAUUAUUAUUAUUUAUUAUUCUUUGAAAAGGUCACAGCAGAUAGGCCACAUUUAUUUAAAGAGGAUCCUUUGAUCCAACAUCCAGUCAGCUAGCCUAUAAACACCUCAAGGGGACAAUUCAGCAGGCCAUAGAGGAAGGGGGGGAUAAAACAGGCCUGUAGCCCUUCCAGUCAAUACAAGCAGAGAAAGAGAAUGAGAGGUGGGAAGUCAGGAAGGAAGGGAGGGAUGGAGGGGAGGAGGGAUACAGAGGCUAUUCUCCCUCUGAUGUGGUCCUGUUGACAAUGGGAGGAGGGAUACAGGGGCUAUUCUCCCUCUGAUGUGGUCCUGUUGACAAUGGGAGGAGGGCUUGACACCUUGCUCUCGGUUCUAGCAGGUAGAUAGCUCCUCCUGUCCUAUCCGGACCUCUCUAGUCCUGAGUGGAGACCGAUGGUGGUGGAAGAAGGAGGCUGUAUCCCAAAUGGCACCCUAUUCCCUAUGUAGAGCAUUACUUUUGACCAGGGCCCAUAGUGCCAUUUGAGACACAGCCCUGUCCUCUCCUGAGGAGAGACCCUCCCUCCCUGUCUCUCUCCUCGCUGCCUCCCUCCCUGUCUUCUUCUCUCCUCCCUCCCUCCCUGUCUCUCCUCUCGCUGCCUCCCUCCCUCCCGGUCUUCUUCUCUCCUCCUUCCCUCCCUCCCUCCCUGUCUUCUUCUCUCCUCCCUCCCUCCCUGUCUCUCCUCUCGCUGCCUCCCUCCCUCCCGGUCUUCUUCUCUCCUCCUUCCCUCCCUCCCUCCCUGUCUUCUUCUCUCCUCCCUCCCUCCCUAUGUCUCUCCUCUCACUGCUUCCCUCCUUGUCUUCUUCUCUCCUUCCCUCCCUCCCUGUCUCUUCUCUCCUCCCUCCCUUCCCUCCCCUCCAAUGUCUGCUCUCUCCUCCUCCCUCCCUCCCUCCCUGUCUUCUUCGCUCCUCCUUCCCUCCCUACCUGUCUCUCCCCUCCCUCCCUCCCUCCUCCCUCCCUCCUCCCUCCCUCCCUCCCUCCCUGUCCCUCUCCCCCCCGUCCCUCCCUCCCUGUCUUCUAUUCUCUCUCUCCCUCCCUCCCUCCCUUCUUCUUCUCUUUCUCCCUCCCUCCUCCCUCCCUCCCUCCGCCCUCCCUCCCCUCCCUCCCUCCCUCCCUCCUCCCUCCCUCCCUCCUCCCCCUCCCUCCCUCCUCCCUGUCUCCUUCUCCCUCCCUCCCUCCCUCCUGUCUUCUUCUCUCCUCCCUCCCUCCCCUGCUCUUCUCUCUUUCCCUCCCUCCCUCUCUUUCCCUCCCUCCCUUUAGAGCAGAUGAAGAGAGAAUCAUACAGGUGGAUGGUAUCUGCUCUGAACUAACCAGUAGAGCAGAUGAAGAGAGAAUCACACAGGUGGAUGGUAUCUGCUCUGAACUAACCAGUAGAGCAGAUGAAGAGAGAAUCACACAGGUGGAUGGUAUCUGCUCUGAACUAACCAGUAGAGCAGAUGAAGAGAGAAUCACACAGGUGGAUGGUAUCUGCUCUGAACUAACCAGUAGAGCAGAUGAAGAGAACCACCAGAAUAAAUACAUGGAAAUCUGGCAACUCGAACUGUCAGCACAAGCAGCUCACAGAUGUUGUACUGGCCUUUCUUGAAAUAACACUUGAUGUCGUGUGUUUGUCGUACCUAGCAGUUUCUUUGUUACAUUCCCUACAGUUGAGUCACGCUUCAAUCUUUGUUGGCACGUUCCUCUUUGUUGGCACGUUCCUCUUGCAGUGUGAGAGUCUGAUUUUCCUUCUGGAAUGUUCUCCCAUCUCCACAGAGGAACUCUAGAGCUCUGUCAGAGUGACCAUCGGGUUCACCUCCCUGACCAAGGCCCUUCUCCCCCGAUUGCUCAGUUUGGCCGGGCGGCCAGCUCUAGGAAGAGUCUUGGUGGUUCCAAACUUCUUCCAUUUAAGAAUGAUGGAGGCCACUGUGUUCUUGGGGAUCUUCUAUGCUGCAAAAAGCGAUUGGUACCCUUCCCCAGAUCUGUGCCUCAUGGCUUGGUUUUUGCUCUGACAUGUACUGUCAACUGUGGGACCUUAUAUAGACAGGUGUGUGCCUUUCCAAAUCAUGUCCAAUCAAUUGAAUUUACCACAGGUGGACUCCAAUCAAGUUGUAGAAAUCUCAAGGAUGAUCAAUGGAAACAGGAUGCACCUGAGCUCAAUUUCGAGUCUCAUAGCAAAGGGUCUGAAUACUUAUGUAAAUAAGAUAUUUCUGUUUUUUAUUUUUUAUAAAUGUGCUAACAUUUCUAAAAACCUGUUUUCACUUAGUCAUUAUGGGGUAUUUUGUGUAGAUUGCUGAUGAUUUUUUUUUUUUUUAAUCAAUUUUAGAAUAAGGCUGUAAAGUAACAAAAUGUGGAAAAGUCAAGUGGUCUGAAUACUUUCCGAAGGCAUGGUAUGUGGAUACCUGCUCGUCGAACAUCUAAUUAAAAAAUCACGGGCAUUAAUAUGGAGUUGGUCCCCCCUUUGCUGCUAUAACAGCCUCCACACUUCUGGGAAGGCUUUCCACUAGAUGUUGGAACAUUGCUGCGGGGACUUGCUUCCAUUCAGCAACGAGCAUUAGUGAGGUCGGGGACUGAUGUUGGGCGAUUAGACCUGGCUCGCAGUCGGCUUUCCAAUUCAUUGCAAAGGUGUUCGAUGGGGUUGAGGUCAGGGCUCUGUGCAGGCCAGUCAAGUUUUUCCACACCGAUCUCGACAAACCAUUUCUGUAUGGACCUCACUUUGUGCACGGCGGCAUUGUCAUGCUGAAACAGGAAAGGGUCUUCCCCAAACUGUUGACUCAAAGUUAGAAGCACAGAAUUGUCUAGAAUGUCAUUGUAUGCUGUAGCGUUAAGAUUUCCCUUCACUGGAACUAAGGGGCCUAGCCCAAACCAUGAAAAACAGCCCCAGACCAUUAUUCCUCCUCCACCAAACUUUACAGUUGGCACUAUGCAUUGGGGCAGGUAGCGUUCUCCUGGCAUCCUCCAAACCCAGAUUCGUGCGUGGGACUGCCAGAUGGUGAUGCGUGAUUCAUCACUCCAGAGAACACGUUUCCACUGCUCCAGAGACCAAUGGUGGCGAGCUUUACAAAUCAAAUCAAAUCAAAUUGUAUUUGUCACAUGCGCCGAAUACAACAGGUGUAGACCUCACCGUAAAAUGCUUACUUACAAGCCCUUAACCAACAAUGCAGUUCAAGAAAUAGAGUUAAGAAAAUAUUUACUAAAUAAACUGAAGUUAAAAAAUAAUUAAAGUUACACAAUAAAAUAACAAGAACGAGGCUAUAUACAGGGGGUAACGGUACCGAGUCAAUGUGCGGGGGUACAGGUUAGUCGAGGUAAUUUGUACAUGUAGGUAGGGGUAAAGUGACUAUGCAUAGAUAAUAAACAGCGAGUAGCAGCAGUGUAAAAACAAAGGGGGGUUGGUCAAUGUAAAUAGUCUGGGUGGCCAUUUGAUUAAUUGUUCAGCAGUCUUAUGGCUUGGGGGUAGAAGCUAUUAAGGAGCCUUUUGGACCUAGACUUGGCGCUCCGGUACCGCUUGCCGUGCGGUAGCAGAGAGAACAGUCUAUGACUUGGGUGACUGGAGUCUUUGACAAUUUUUUGGGCCUUCCUCUGACAAAGCCUAGUAUAUAGGUCCUGUAUGGCAGGAAGCUUGGCCCCAGUGAUGUACUGGGCCGUACGCACUACCCUCUGUAGAGCCUUACGGUCAGAUGCCUAGCAGUUACCAUACCAGGUGGUGAUGCAACUGUUCAGGAUGCUCUUGAUGGUGCAGCUGGGGACCCAUGCCAAAUCUUUUUAGUUUCCUGAGAGGGAAAAGGUGUUGUCAUGCCCUCUUCACGAUUGUCUUGGUGUGUUUGGACCAUAAAAGUUUGGAACUUGAAACUCUCGACCCGCUCCACUACAGCCCUUUCAAUGUGAAUGGGAGCGUGUUCAGCCCUCCUUUUCCUGUAGUCCAUGAUCAGCUCCUUUGUCUUGGUCACGUUGAGGGAGAGGUUGUUGUCCUGGCACCACACUGCCAGGUCUCUGACCUCCUCCCUAUAGGCUGUUUCAUCGUUGUCGGUGAUCAGGCCUACCACUGUUGUGUCGUCAGCAAACUUAAUGAUGGUGUUGGAGUCGUGCUUGGCCACGCAGUCGUGGGUGAACAGGGAGUACAGGAGGGGACUAAGCACUCACCCCUGAGGGGCCCCUGUGUUGAAGAUCAGCGUGGCAGAUGUGUUGUUGCCUACCCUUACCACCUGGGGGCGGCCCGUCAGGAAGUCCAGGAUCCAGUUGCAGAGGGAGGUGUUUAGUCCCAGGGUCCUUAGCUUAGUGAUGAGCUUUGUGGGCACUAUGGUGUUGAACGCUGAGCUGUAGUCAAUGAACAGCAUUCUCACGUAGGUGUUCCUUUUGUCCAGGUGGGAAAGGGCAGUGUGGGGUGCGAUUGUGAUUGCGUUAUCUGUGGAUCUGUUGGGGCGGUAUGCGAAUUGGAGUGGGUCUAGGGUCUUGGGCACAGGGACUAUGGUGUUAUGCUUGAAACAUGUAGGUAUUACAGGGAGAGGUUAAAAAUGUCAGUGAAGACACAUCAAAUCAAAUGUUAUUUGCCACGUGCGCUGAAUACAACAGGUGUAGACCUUAGAGUAAAAUACGUACUUACAAGCCCUUAACCAACAAUGCAGUUAUUAAGAAAAUAAAAAAAAGUGUUAAGCGCAUGCUCUGAGAACACGUCCUGGUAAUCCGUCUGGCCCUGUGGCCUUGUGAAUGUUGACCUGUUUAAAGGUCUUGCUCACAUCGGCUACGGCGAGCGGGAUCACACAGUCGUCCGGAACAGCUGGUGCUUUCAUGCAUGCUUCAGUGUUGCUUGCCUCGACGUGAGCAUAAAAGGCAUUUACACCACUCCAGCCGACGUUUGGCAUUGCGCAUGGUGAUCUUAGGCUUGUGUGCGGCUGCUCGGCCAUAGAAACCCAUUUCAUGAAGCUCCCGACGAACAGUUCUUGUGCUGACGUUGCUUCCAGAGGCAGUUUGAAACUUGGUAGUGAGUGUUGCAACCGAGGACAGACAGUUUUUACACGCUUCAGCACUCGCCGGUCCCGUUCUGUGAGCUUGUGUGGCCUACCAAUUCACGGCUGAGCCGUUGUUGCUCCUAGAAGUUUCCACUUCACAAUAACAGCACUUACAGUUGACCGGGGCAGCUCUAGCAGGGCAGAAAUUUGACGAACUGACUUGUUGGAAAGGUGGCAUCCUAUGACGGUGCCACAUUGAACGUCACUGAGCUCUUCCGUAUGGGCCAUUCUACUGCCAAUAUUUGUCUAUGGAGAUUACAUGGCUGUGUGCUCGAUUUUAUACACCUGUCAGCAACGGAUGUGACUGAAAUAGCCGAAUCCACUAAUUUGAAGGGGUGACCACACACUUUUGUAUAUAUAGUGUAGGUACAUGCUUAUUAAAGUAUAUGUUGUAUACAAAUUAUAUAGGAUAAUUAGGAUGUCAAUAUAUAAUAUUGUAACCUAGCACUUGUAAUACCAGUAAGUAGGCUAAGCUCUACUGUAGUAGCCUGUCGAAGCACAAACACUGAUAUUUAGCUUAGGCCUAUUAGUUGGAAUCAGAGGUCAUCCAUUUUAUGGGUGUGACCCAGGCAUGCAGAAAGUAG
Messenger RNA from Coregonus sp. 'balchen', 31814 nucleotides. The record is from the annotation of a GenBank genome assembly. NCBI's taxonomy places the organism in Eukaryota, Metazoa, Chordata, Actinopteri, Salmoniformes, Salmonidae.